Aspergillus glaucus CBS 516.65 is the source of this 513-nucleotide messenger RNA. RefSeq lists its product as uncharacterized. NCBI's taxonomy places the organism in Eukaryota, Fungi, Ascomycota, Eurotiomycetes, Eurotiales, Aspergillaceae. The transcript has a single exon. The coding region runs from base 107 to 382 and encodes 91 amino acids. The record is from RefSeq and is a predicted model, not a curated record.
AUCGCUUUAUCCACGGGCCAUUGGUUCGGAGACACAUUCCGCCUGCAUCUGAUGGACGUUGUAGACUGGUCUGGCAGCAGCUGGACUAAAACGCUUUGGCCAUGCCAUGGUUGCCGGUCUGGAUUAUAUCGUCCCCAAAGCCCCAUUGCUAUCCACAGCCUUCCCAAUAGCGCAUCAGCUGGCAGGCGUUCAUGCCCCGAUACAUGUUGACGAGGGGUUAAUCUACCACGGGGGGGCUUACUGCAUUGGUCCCCAUCAAGCUGCGCAAGGACGGAAGUAUCCUCUGGCACUUCGAGAUGAGGUGGAAUUUACUGCUCAAAAUUUCCGAUAUCAAGUGCAUGAAAAGGCGCUGGUACCAGAGACGGGCCUGGUUCCAGACUGAAGACCUCGAGUUGCUGCAGUCGGCCCCGGCAUUGAUCAGAUGAGUGAUCGAGCAGAAUAAAGUACCAGGUCCUACGAUAGCUCGCAUAAUGCUUAAGAGGAAUACGUAUUUUCUGCAAAUGCUGAGCAACA